This is a messenger RNA of Capronia coronata CBS 617.96, 897 nucleotides long. RefSeq lists its product as uncharacterized. The transcript has 3 exons. The record is from RefSeq and is a predicted model, not a curated record. NCBI's taxonomy places the organism in Eukaryota, Fungi, Ascomycota, Eurotiomycetes, Chaetothyriales, Herpotrichiellaceae. Bases 1 to 897 code for a protein of 298 amino acids.
AUGGGCAGACGGAUGACCACCACGGACGACUUGUGGGCUCAGGCCGAGGCCAAUGGCUACCAGAGAGGAGCGUGCACAAAAGUUGACCAAGUUCGCGGGGGCCAGAAAUACAUCUCCAAGACAAAGAAGGACCACGAUCGAACUUUACAACGCUUCGUCCACUGGCACCUGAAAUCGAUGAGAGAGGACCACGAACGAGAGGGACUACCACCUCCCGACGAAGAUGCGGCGCGCAGCCGGUACUUGGGCGAAGGAGUACCUACCCCGGACCUGUUGACCGUGAAGGACUUCUUGCGGUUCUAUGUCGCUACGAGCAAAUCUCAGCUCGAUAAGCAGAAGCCUACUGCCGACUCUAUCUGCACCAUUGCAGAGUGGUUUUUUGCGGGCUUUACUCGAACCACCGGCACCGACACUAACGCGGAUGAUAGAAGUGAGGUGUACUAUAGACAGACCCAACUAAUCUUGCUUCAUUGGAUUCGACGCACCCUGGUCCUCGAAGGCGUCGUCGUUAACAAGCACCGACCGAAACACAAUUUCACAGUCCGAGACCUUUCCCGUGUCCUUCUCGCGCUGUGGACGUUCGACGACCUGAUCUUUAUUCCGGAGCGAUAUCGUAUCCAGGUAACCUUCCUCAUCCACGUCUACUGCUGGACCGGGGCGCGUAUCAACGCAUUCUUCGCCGACGGACUGCGGUACAAGGUCUGCUUUGCUGUUUGGUCCUUGAUCGGAUCUGGGAUGUUACGCCUAUCUUGCAACGUGACCACGACACUGCCAACAGCCGUGGCUGGAGACUCGUGUAUAAGAUCGGCUAGCGUUGGGUCAAAAACAACCGAGACCCCGACAACAUUGUGUACGUGCUUCCCUGUCGUCCGCAACUGGCCGACCCCUCUGGCCUGA